UUGACAUUUAAACACGAUCUUCCGGCGUGAUUUAGACGUAGGUAUGCGAGGAUAUACGUGUAUGUAGGCCUACAAAUGGAGUGAGAGUAGUACACUCAACGAGGUUUCUUCCUACACAUUACGUUGCUAUAUACGAACGAUCGUGAAAUCUCUACGACGAAGAACAGUUUCGAAGAAAGCGUCAGUUCGUGCGGAACAAAAUAUACUGACGAUCUUACUCUCCUGACUCCUUUCAUAUUGAUUUCGAAGUAAUACUCGAGAUUUGUUUGUUUUCAUUUUCUUUUUCCCUUUUUCUGCUCUUUCUUUUCUUUUUCAUUUAACGUCGUACGAUAUGAUAUUCAUUGAAUAAUAUCGCGAUGUUAUUCUCGUGAUCGUUAAUUUCUUACGAAUAUGUUUACAAAAUUUGCUCUUAUUUUCUCCAUCGCAAUAAUAUACGUUCAAGGUCGAUCUAGGAACGCUUUGUUAGAAAAAGAAACGUGUGACUUCGACGAUUCUCGGAAAUACUACGAUUCUAAGGAUUUAUUAAGAUGCAUGAACGUCCUAGCUUCGUAUUUGGAAAUACGCGAGAUCGAUAGAUCGACCAAGGAUGAAUAUAAUAGUCGUCUAUAUUCCAGACAGGAUUCUUCAUGGACCGAUUUGAUCGUAUCCCUGUUUAACGGCGUAUCGAAUCCGGGCUAUCAGAUUCCACAAUUUUCAGAUACAGUAACCAAUCAGUACCAAUCGAGUCAAUAUCAAACUACAGUAGGUGGACUGUCCGGCUCUUCGGGGGGUCUUAAUAUAAACCUCUUCGAAGCUCUUUAUUCGAUAUCUCGCUAUGAUGAUCUGAAGUGCGUUCCCAGAAUACUUUGCGAGAUGGCGAGUGGUGUUACGCCAGGAGAAUCGAUAUACGGACGAGACACGAACCUGUUUCGCGAUCUUUUUGGUAAUAACGUGUUAUUGAGAUUAUUGACAAAUUUCAAUUUCGCCGAAUCAUCUCCUUUUUUGAGCUUUGGAAAAGCCGCUCUUUUAGGAUAUACAAGCAAAAGUAAUCCUAAAAAUUGCUAUCAAGAGUAUCCAAGAUGUCCUAGGAAUCCUGAUCAGCUGAUCCAUUAUCUCAACAAUCACAACGGUGGAUUCUUUCGAUUUUUCAAUAAACUUAAUCACGAGAACAAUCCUUAUGCAAGACCGUAUAGCGUUCAAAACGAACGGAAUCAAGCAUCUUCGGUAGAAUAUGGCUUCAAGAUCGGUUCUGAUCGGACUGGAACGGGUGAACUGAAGUUCGAUACCGUUGCUGAGAAUGAUACUCGAUAUUACGAGCCACGAAUACGAAAUCAAUUAAAUCGCGUUGUAUUUCCAGAUGAGAAACGAUCGAAGAAAUUCGUUGACACUUCGAACAGAUUACCUAAGUCGUUCGAUUUGGAAUACAACGAUACCGAUGAUGUCCAACGUGAUGGCUCGAAUUUUUUUCCUCGGCAAACGAGAGAAGAAAAAUAUGAGGAAUCUAAUCAACUUUAUACUUCGUCUGAACCAUUCUUAGAAUCUCCGUUCAAAACCUUCGUAUUUCCAGAAAAUUGAAAAAGAAAAUAUGGUUCUUCUUGAGAUUUCUCUUCGAUGACCAUCGAAUAGAACAGUAAUCUAGAACGCUAAAAAAUCCUCUAGGAAUUGAUAAAAUUAUUGUAAUCAAUAAAAUUGAUGUAUUUUAUUAUACAACGAUA
Molecule: messenger RNA, 1694 nt
Organism: Vespula pensylvanica (western yellowjacket)
Lineage: Eukaryota; Metazoa; Arthropoda; Insecta; Hymenoptera; Vespidae
Exons: 6
Coding region: 391-1554 (387 amino acids)
Source: RefSeq, a predicted model, not a curated record